UGUGUUUGGGAAGAUUUAUCAGUGAUGACAGUAAUCAUUAGUUGCAGCUUUUAUCAGUGUCAGUGAUGCACGCUUUCUCUGUCUUCUCAUUUUUCUGCAGGAAACAAGCCAAAACAGAGGUGCAUUUCAGCCUGAAUGAGGAGCUGACUGCUCUGGCCGCUACAGGGGAGAAGGAUGCAUCGCUGCAGGUCCCGAGGGAUCAUCCCUUCACAAUGCACUCAGUGGGUGGACAGACCAUGGCUGUCUUCAGCCAGAGCGACACAGAUGAGAUCAGUCUGGAGGGGAUGGUGGUGCACAGAGCUGAAUGCAGACCAGUCGUCACCGACAACUACAUGAAGCUGAAGAAGUUACAGAUUAAAGAGUCCGUCAAGCCUCAGCGUUUGUCACAGCAGCUGGAGAGAGCCGUCACCACUGUCUUUAAGCCUGUGGCCAACCACGAUUUCAAUGUGGAAUAUGUGAAGAAAAAGAAGUCCGAGGGGAAGAUGGUGAGGGCUGAGCGGCAGGUCGUGUUGGACAUGCUCUUCUCGGCCUUUGAGAAGCACCAGUAUUACAACAUCAAGGACCUGGUUGACAUCACCAAACAACCUGUGACCUACCUUAAAGAAAUAAUGCGAGAAAUUGGGACAUACAACAGCAAGGGAGUUCACAAAAGCACCUGGGAACUGAAGCCGGAGUACCGACACUACCAUUCUGCUGAGGAAGAGGAGGAGAUGCAGACCUCGUGAAGUGAGAAACGGGUGAACUUUUGAGAAAUAAACAUAGCAAAGAAUUCAGGUUUUGCAUUAUGUAAUCUUUAAGUUGACUUAAUUGGGUGUAGAAGUCUGCUGUGCAUGAGCCAACAUAGAACUUUCACAUAAACAUGUAAAAUUUUUUUUCUAGCUAGCUAGUUGAUUUCAUUGAAUAUCUGAUGAUUUGACUGAAAAUCUGGUGCUCUCUUGCACAAGGCUUUGUGUUAGCCUUGCUAGCAACAGUCACGUUUCAGUCAGGUGUUUUUUCACAGUUUAUAUCUCUAGGAAGCAAAGCACUUCAACAGUUGACCGUAUGGAUAUAGAUGCUGGAGUUGUUGGUUAUCAGAUUAUUUAGUUUUGCUUGUUUAACCAGUAAAUGUAAAGUAUAAAUAUA
Messenger RNA from Acanthochromis polyacanthus (spiny chromis), 1122 nucleotides. RefSeq names its product general transcription factor IIF subunit 2-like. Bases 66 to 725 code for a protein of 219 amino acids. The record is from RefSeq and is a predicted model, not a curated record. Gene Ontology annotation, biological process: transcription initiation at RNA polymerase II promoter; transcription by RNA polymerase II. The transcript has 6 exons. Gene Ontology annotation, cellular component: transcription factor TFIIF complex. Lineage: Eukaryota; Metazoa; Chordata; Actinopteri; Pomacentridae.